Messenger RNA from Dreissena polymorpha, 1759 nucleotides. RefSeq lists its product as uncharacterized. The coding region runs from base 1 to 873 and encodes 290 amino acids. NCBI's taxonomy places the organism in Eukaryota, Metazoa, Mollusca, Bivalvia, Myida, Dreissenidae. The record is from RefSeq and is a predicted model, not a curated record. The transcript has 5 exons.
AUGUGGGCAAGGGCCCUGGAGGGGAGCGGUUAUCCGGAGCGACAACCGGAGCCCGAGUCGGUCAUCAACGUCGGGAUCCGACCACCGACAGAUCACGCUGUUGGAGCGUCUGCAGAAGACACACCCGAUAUGGUUCCUUCCAAAAGUGGGGGCGGAAUGGGGCCGUCCAUCUGCUCAAGGACAGGGAUAUCGGGACCCCAAGGGCUCUCCGACAUAGAUCACUACCUGAUACAGCUUGUAGAGGCCGGGUACCAUCUGCAGGGGUCUGCUCGACUCUUCCCCUCCAUACCAGAACUGAUAGCAUACUACUGUGAUCAUAAGGAGGACCUCCCCCACAAGCUGGCGCUGCCCCCUGCUGUUCUGAAGGCUCGAACCAUCAAGGAGCUUGACUCCCUCGCUAUGCUAGGUCAAGAUUUUUGGACAUCUGCUAAGUACGACAGCCAGAGUCGAUCAUCCAGUCGGUCUAAUUUGUCAGAGAUAUCAUCAGGGAUGAACAAAUCACAGAGCGAACCAAUCAGCAUUAAAAAGUCAACUGUGAUGGCGUAUAGCCAGUCAGAUGCUAUCCUCCGAGACAACACUCCCCCAAAACAUUCUGUGAUAGACUUUUCCUCUUACCUAAUUCAAAAGCCUGACAGAGAUAUUAAUUUUACAUCAGUGACUUCUGCCUGUCAGCACAGUGUGACACAACAGCAAGACAGUUUUCAUACCAGGUGUUCAGAAAGUGGAUUUAUGAGGACCUUUCACCAGUCAAAAAGUGAAUCAAAACUUAGUAGUCAUGUGUCCUCAAAAACACAUCAUUUAGUGUCAACGCAGCAUGUGACUUCGAAAAGCCAUGUAACAGAUAAAAAUGUCAAGUUUCUCUUCAGUCUCUGAGGAUACAAAUGUAGGAGGAAGCCACGAGUUUGUGCUACAUGUUAAUGACAAGGAAAAUAGAGUGGAUAUCAGGCUAUCCAAACGGGAUUCCCAGGUAUUGGUUCCGUAUGCUAAACCAAAUAAAUUUCAUCAUGACACUCUUGUGCUAAGUCCACAAGGAUUUCUCCAGCCAACAAACAGUACGGAGGAAUAUUACUGGCGGAGCAAUCUCUCUGACAAAAUGAGUGAUUACGAGGAUAUUUGGAAAAACAAUUAUGCAGAUCCUAAAAUGGGAAGUGUUCAUUCGGAUAUUCGUCAGCAUUUACAGCAUCAGCUUUUGAGUCCAAAAUCUGUGUCAAAGGCUCAGGCAUUUGACCACCAUGAUACAGAAGUGUUCACUGAAAACUGGCACAGUGAUAAAUGUGUGAUUAAAGACCUAAAUGUCAGUCUGGAUAAAUUGGACAUGAGUAAAGAUGCUACAAAACAAGAGGAAACUGUGAUCACAAGUAAGACAAUGACUACUACUCAAGUGCUAAUUCUUCUGUUGUUACCAAAAAAGUGUGCACUGUUCGACCUGAUGUGAACCGUCUUGAACCAUUAGCAUCCAGUAGCAAACAAAGCAAUGACAAAAUUAUUACAGACACUGAAAAGUGCUCCGAAGUGCAAACUGUGCAAGACAAGGAGAGUGACCUUGAAUCAGACAAUAGCAAUGGUUGCCAUAGUGAAGCAGACGAUGCGGAUACUGAGGACUGUGAUGACAGACCUAUGAUUACUUCUGUUCAAACUCAGACCAGUCCAGUGUGCAAGUUAAAGAGCCCUUCGUUUGGAAAAUCCAUAUCCACUAACUCAUUAUCCACCAUGAGAAGUCCAAUAUACACUGAACCCUUUGAUGCCAUUAGUCAAGAUG